This is a messenger RNA of Eublepharis macularius, 5589 nucleotides long. Its product is annotated as up-regulator of cell proliferation-like. The transcript has a single exon. Lineage: Eukaryota; Metazoa; Chordata; Lepidosauria; Squamata; Eublepharidae. Gene Ontology annotation, molecular function: GTP binding. The record is from RefSeq and is a predicted model, not a curated record. The coding region runs from base 9 to 4682 and encodes 1557 amino acids.
GCUUCCUGAUGAAGUUGGGUCUCCACAAGCGAAGCAGCAGGAAACUUACCAUGAGGGAAAUCUUGGAAGUCAACUCAGAAAGCCUCACAACCAUGACUCCUCAGACAACAGAAGAUUUACCAUGGCACUUCUUGAGAAAACUGAUGGCCCUCAGUGGGACAGCCAGAAAUACAGGCCUUAUACACCAGGAUGAGGAAGAUUCAGACGAGGAGGUUGAUAUGGAUGAUGACGGGUUCUUUCUGAGGGGAAUGGACUCUGGGGGUUCUAUAAACCCCCUUGAUGUCCUUUGUGCUGUUUUGCUUUGUUCUGAUAGCUUCCUUCAGCAGGAGAUCUUCCUCAAAAUGUCCAUGUGCCAGUUUGCCCUCCCUUUGAUCUUGCCACCUCCCAAGUGCACCUUUAUGCUCUGGGCCAUGAGGGAUAUUGUGAGAAAAUGGAGGCCUCACUUCCUGGCAGAGAAGAGGGGCUUUAGAGAGGAGAGUCUGGUGCGAACCUCCAUGCCAACCAUUUCCUUUGUGCGGAUGGGCACAUCCAGCCUCUCCAAAUCUAGGCUUCUCAAUGAGGUCCUCAGCUCCCCUCAGCAGCACCACGACUUCUUUGUCCACAGGGACAUGGAGUGUGGGAGCGUACCACGAGAGAUCAGCAAUGGGCUGAUAGAAAUCUCCUGGUAUUUUCCUGGAGGGAGGGAAAGUUCAGAUCUUUUCCCAGAGCCUGUGGCAGUUACAAAUCUCCGUGGGGACACUGAGUCACACUGGUUGCAGUUCAGCUUUUUAACAGAGGUCUCAUCGGCUGUGUUCAUCAUUACAGAGAACAUGUCUGAAAAACAGUAUGACAUGCUAGCAACUCUCCAGGGUUCAGCAUCUAAAUACUAUUUUAUCUUGAAUGUUGAUGGUGAGAAAUCAAAGGAAACCCUGAGGUUCCUAAACAAACUCGCACCGUUGCUGAGCGUGACCAAAUCACAAAUAUUCGUGAAAGAAAAGAACAAAAAUACCACAGAAUUUGUAAACAAAAUCCGGUCGACCAUAAGGAACAUUGUGAGCUCUCCUCAAAAGGUGAUCAGUAUUGAAGAAAUGGCAACUGUCAGCCAAGAACUGAGAAUCCAGACUGAUGAAGAUAGAAAGGACUGUCAGAAUGGAAUUUUGCAUGCCAAUGAAAUUAUUGAAGAAAUAGAAGAUGUUGUCUCCUACAAGAAGAAAAUGCUGAAACUUCAGGGGGACUUGUGGAGAAACCUGGCCAAAGUGGAGAAAGAACUAUGCAGGAUGAAAAAGCAAGCUGAUACCCCAGCUGAAGAUUACAAAGCCCACCUAAGAGAAAAACUGAUAAGCCUACGUUCUCAGCAGAAUCAGUGUGACCUCACCAACGGAAUAACAAAGUUUAUUAAUGGAAUACAACAGCUUCAACCAGCGGAGAAAUGUUAUUUCCUAAAAUGGCUGAAGUUCAACCUGGACUGCGUCGCUAGGGCAAACCUGUCAAAAUUAAGAGACAAGUAUAAAGAACAUUAUCACACCACUGAAAACGAUCCACGACAGCUGGCACAGCUGGAUGAAUUGAUUUCCAGCAGUUCCUUAGGUGUGGAACACUUCAUGCGUGAGUUGGGGCAGUUUUAUGAAGCAGAGUACACAAUGGUGAAGGAAGGUAAGAUUAUCGAGAAACACAGACAAUUCAUACAUUUACCAGGAAUAGCUGCUGACCUGAUGUUGGAAGGGUUUCCAAUGGAAUUGAUUGACGGGGAUGCAUCUAACAUCCCCCUGCAAUGGAUAACAGAUGUUUUGAAUGAACUUCAUGCCAAACUCAGGGGCAAAUCCAGGAUGAAAGUUUUAACAGUUCUGGGUGUUCAGAGCACUGGCAAAUCCACCCUUCUUAAUACUAUGUUUGGGCUGCAGUUUGCAGUCAGCAGUGGCCGAUGUACCCGAGGGGCAUUCAUGACACUCCUAAGAGUCUCGGAGAACUUUCAGCAAGAACUCAGUUGUGAUUUCAUCCUGGUGAUAGACACUGAAGGCUUGAAAGCCCCUGAGCUGGCCAAACUGGAGGACAGCUAUGAACAUGACAAUGAGUUGGCCACCCUGGUGAUCGGAUUGAGUGACGUAACUCUUGUGAACCUGGCCAUGGAGAAUGCCACUGAAAUGAAGGACAUCCUGCAAAUUGUAGUCCAUGCAUUUCUGAGGAUGGAAGAAACCGGGCACAAACCCAAUUGCCAGUUUGUCCACCAGAAUGUCAGUGAUGUUUCUGCCCAUGAUCAGAAUAUGAGGGAUAGGAAAUUCCUCCUGGAACAGCUCAACGAAAUGACGGGAGCUGCAGCAAGAAUGGAGAAACAAUUCAGGGAAGUUUCAUUUUCAGAUAUUAUGGAAUACAAUCCAGAAAAACACAACUGGUACAUCCCCGGCUUGUGGCAUGGAGUCCCACCCAUGGCUCCAGUAAAUAUGGGAUACAGUGAGUGUGUGUCAGAUUUGAAAAGAUCCCUGUUUGAAUUUAUGAGAACCUGCUCCCAAAGCAGAUGUUCCAAAGACAUCCCCCAGUUUGUUGAAUGGGUCAGAAGCCUGUGGAACGCUGUAAAGCAUGAAAAUUUUAUCUUCAGCUUCCGUAACAGCCUUGUAGCUGAUGCUUAUAACCAACUCUCAGUGAAGUAUUCAGAAUGGGAGUGGGAUUUCCAGAAGGAGAUGCAUCUAUGGGUGUCCAAAGCUGAUACUACAAUUCAGAAUCAAUCCCUGGAAGAUAUAGAGGCUGGUGCAUUAGAUAAACUGAGACUUGAAGCCAAUCAGAAAUUGCACAAUGGCCAGCAAAAAAUAAUACAGUGCAUACAGAACUAUUUUGAGAGUGACAGAGAGAGCUUGCAUCUCAUAGAAAAGUACCGAGAAGAUUUCAUCCGGAGUGCGAAAAGUCUCCGGGAGCAGCUGGAAAUCUAUUCCAUUAGCAAGUGUCAGCAGGCCAUCCUCAUACGCAAGGGACAGAGUAAGAUAGACAGUCUUCAGGCUAGGUACAUGAAAACCAUGGAAGGGAAGGUAAACAAGCUCCUGGAGGAGUGUAAAAGGAAGCAGUGCAAACUGAAUAUCAAGGGAUUGAAUCGGGAAUUUGAGAAAAUGUGGAAGGAAAGCUUACUGGAGUUGCCACCUAGCAACUUAACCCGUCGUGACAUUUAUGCAGAUGUCCACUUUCAGCUCAGAAAAGACCUUGAAUCACGUGGCGGCCUAGCCAACCAGAUCUUCCAGAAGUUACCGUGCUUUUCAGCUUGUCACAGGAGUCCUUUCGUUGUGAAAGAUUGUUAUCUAGAAAAAUCAUUAAUGAAAGCAUUAAAAGAUCUAUUUUUUAAGGACGUUAUUAAACAAGAACUACAGGAGUACGCCAACUCCUUGAUUUGCGUAUGUAGCAACUAUGUCACGGAGAAAAUCAGCACAAAAGGAGAUUAUGAUGAAACCUAUUGCCGUGAGUUGCUGAGACUGGUCAAUAAAAGGUUUCUAGGAAAAGAUUUUCAAAAACUUCCUGCUACCAUUUAUUUUGAAGUGGAUGUGAAAUAUUUCAUUCUGGGAGAUGCAGCGGAUGCUUUUCAGAAGAUGCAUAUCAAAUUCUUCGAGGUUAACAACCCUCACCGGCGUCUAGAAAAACUCAAACCUCAGUAUUUCUCCACCUUCAAAGACCUUUACUAUGAGAAGGACGCUUGUCAGAAGAGAGCCAAGGAUUUUUGCCAUCUGUGUCUGAAACCAGCUCUGGUGGACCAUCUCUACAAGAGGCUGGGGAUAGAAAUAGUAGAUGAUCUCCUCAGCAGUGGGCAAUCCAUCCAGUAUGGAAGCAGGAGCUUCUUUCAGUUCACAGUGCAGAAGACAUUGCUAGAAGAAGGAAAUUUUGAUAACUAUGUCAAGUAUAUAAACAAUUAUGAGGAAUUUGUGAAAUCUUGGAUACAGGCACACCUGUUAGACCAUUACAGUCAGAGAGAAGAUUUAGCUGUCUUGGAGAGAGAAAUCCUAUCUACUGCAAUGAAGAAAGCAAAAGAGGUUCUGGAGAAGUAUGAGAACCAAACUGGGACGCUAGUCGAAUUCUUGGAGUAUUUUUGCCAGGAGAUGAGUGAAGAGCUUGUCCUUUCCAAGGAUACUUUGGAUGUCAUCCUGUUCAACAACACUGCCAAAGCCGGAUCCUUCUCAACUGAGAUACAGGCCUGUAUCCCUACAAUGAUAGAAGAUAUCCUUUCAGGGAAUUUUAUGAUGAGCGUUGAAGAGAUACUUUCAAACAUUCCCUUAAAGCCCCAGGAUGAAAUCUUCAAGCGUGUAUUCGGCUGUGGGAAGCAGUGCCCCUUCUGCAAAGUCCCCUGUGAAGCCGGAGGCAGCAGUCACCAAGAACAUUUUGCAUCAGUCCAUCGACCUGAAGGUUUAGGACAGUAUCGUGACAUUAAAACAAACGUACUUGUUUAUUCCCUAUGCUCUUCUAGUGUCAGUUCGAAUGCACUGUUUAGGAAUCUGGAUACAGCUGGAAAAUUGCAUCCUUAUAAAAACUAUCGCGAGUACUAUCCUGACUGGCGCAUCCAGCCUGAUGUUAGCAUCGCAGCCUCAGAUUACUGGAAAUUUGUGUUCAAAGAGUUCAAUCAGCGGUUUGCAAAAAAGUACAAAGCUCUUCCUGCUGAUCUCCCCGAGGACUGGAAAAGAUUAACCAAACAGCACGCACUGGAAAGCAUCCAAGAAGCCUUUAAUAUGAAAUAACACUCUUUUCAGCUACUCCCAAAUGCCUGGAAGUACUUCUAUAGCUGACAAAAAUGACCACAGCCUUAAGAUUUAUAUCGCUUUGAGCUGGCACUGAUUUUUCUUGCAAUUAUGGGGGACCAUAAUUAUGGGGGACCGCCCUCCCCGUGAAAACAGGGAGGGCAGAAUAUAAAUGUAAUAAAUUAAAUUAAAUUAAAAAUUAAAUUAAAUUAAAAAUGACUUUUGUAAGCCCAGACUGGAAAGUUAGGCGUAGUCUGUUUCUGGAACUAGAAGGAUUUUAUAGAUAUAAUAAUGUAUGGGAAACACAAUGCCUUGAAAGAAAGCUAAUAAUCCAAAAUGCAAUGAGAUUGACUCCCCUCUUAUUUGGGAAAAAUCACAACAGGACAAUUUGGGGAAAAUCCAGGUGAGAGUUAGUGGUCUUCCAGUAUUGCCUCCAAACUGGUCUGAAUCUUAGAUAAUCACAAUGAAGAUUAUAUUGUAGAUCCUAUCUAGCAAUAAAACAAGCCUAGGGAGUCAGGUUCCAUUAGGGCCAUGUGUGCCUGAUGCUCCUAAACAAUCACAGAUAACGGCUGUUGAAAAAUGUUGGCAGAAUCUGGAUAUCUGAAAUGAGUUAAAAACUAAUUGGUUAGUUCACAGGACAAGUCUAUCUAGCUUAUUCAGAAGGUGAAUUAUUAAUGUUAUUUACUGCCAUUCUAUUGUUUAAUGUGCACAAUAAAGCCCUUGCUCUUGUAAUAAUAGUCACUGCCGUCCUUUGUUCCCCCAAACUUGUUUUACUAGAGUCAACUCUGCAUACUGAUGUCCCUGAAUUCUGUUUAAAUAGUUGAUCUUAUGAGCUUUACUCUCCUUCCGGUGGACACUCUUUUUAAAUAUUUGCAUUUGUUCAAUAAACACUUUCUUAAUUUGUGCA